AUGCCGUCGUCUCGCGCCCUGUUCGAAUCCGGCGUCCUCCUCUGUUUCCUUCUCGCGUUCAUCUCGCUCGUUUCCGAGGGCCAGUUUGCCGCGUUGUACGGUAAGAAUGGCCUCGUCCCUUUGAAACAGUUAAACGACGAGGGGCUGUUAUUCUCAUCGAUAUCGUCUUCAGAUAAUGUUGAUUCAGCAGCAGCGCAGGGAAGAAAUUUCGCGGCGCUUUAUCGCAAGACGUUCGAUUUGAUGCGAAAGACAAACUAUAACGUCGUCUGGUUGGCUGCUUCGUCGCGGUUUCACUCGUACGAGAAAUUCAUGGAAUGCGUUUUGUAUCUAGGGGUCACGCUCACAUUUUAUUGGUUGAUGGUGGAUGGACGAGGAAGAGGAGGAAGAGGAGGCGGCGGGAGAAGAAAAUGGUACCAUUUCGCGUUCUUGGUUUGGACGUACGGGUCGAUGGUGGAUAUUGGAGACGCGUUUCUCUCUUUUCAGUGGGAUGUUUUACUCUUGGAGUGCGGGAUCGCAUGCGCGGUUGGCGCUGUGUUAUUUCCACCGAGGAAGAGGACGAGUUCGGUCGAGGAGGAGAACGAGGAUGCACAAUAUGCGUGGAUCCCGCGAGCGAUUCUGUACAAAUUGAUGCUGAUGAGCGGCUGCGUGAAAAUUCAAUCGAAGUGCAAAACGUGGUUAAAAUUAACCGCGUUGGAGUAUCACUUCGCGACGCAGCCGUUGCCGACUGGGUUGUCUCGAUUGAUUGCCAACGGGGUGAGUCCGAGGUACAAGAAGAUUGGCGUGGCGUUGACGUACGUCGCGGAAGGACCGAUGGCGUUUCUGAUCGUCGCGCCGACAAAAAUGGCGAGAAGAGCAGCGUGUUUAGGGCAGAUUUUGUUUCAGGUUGGCAUUAUAUUGAGUGGGAACUACGCGUAUUUCAAUCUUUUGACGAUCGUGUUAUCGAUGGCGAGCUUCGCCGGCGGCGAGAGGAAGGUGGUGAAGACGGUCGACGAGAAAGAAGAAAAUAAAGGUAAUGAUGGAGAAGCCGCUCGCACGCUCGAAAAGAACAAAGCAAAAGCCUUGCCCGUGUUGCAACACUCGAUGGCUAUGAUUGCGACGCAUCUCUCGCUUCUGUUUUUCAUUAUAUGCACGGUGAACAUGUUUGCACCGGGUAAAGAUGGCGUGAAACUUCGCGCGUCCUCGAAGAAUGUGAAUAAACGCUUGACAAAGUUCCUCGACGUCGCAGUUCCUGUAUCGAGAACGUAUUUGAUUUUAAUUGCCGUACCUUUGACGUAUGCAUAUCGCGGUUUUCUGGCGAAAGCAACGAAGAAGGAAAAAGAAAAUAACGAAGAGAGUUUUAAGAUUUUCACGUUGCGGAGAUGUCGCGACGUUUUGUUGAUGGCGUACUUGCUCGUCAUAACGGCGCCGAUGCGUGAGAUUGCGCCGAACAAACAAAUUGCAAAGGUGCAUCCUUUGCUCCGGGCCAACGCUGAGUUUCUCGAUACGGCGACGAGCUCGAUACAGCGACACAUGCCAACGCCUCUGAGACGCAUUUCUUCCGGAUAUGGAUUGUUUCGCUCGAUGACCGGGGUCGGCGAAGACGGAAAAGUUGCGCGCCGCGAAAUUAUUUUCGAGAUUGCGCCCGACGCCGACAAAGUCGAGGAUGUGGAAUGGACCGAACUCACGUUUAAGUAUAAGCCGGGCAACGUGAAAAAACGUCCGUCAUUUGUAGCGCCUCAUCAACCGAGAUUGGAUUGGCAAAUGUGGUUUGCAGCUUUAAGAGGCGACGGCGUCUUUCAAGAUGCCCGUUACCGGUGGUUUUCAAUGUUUAUCAUUCGCAUAUUACAAAAGUCGCCAGAGGUUUGGAAAAUAUUAGACCCGUCCAUGCAAAAGCACAUGAAUGCGACGACCUAUCUGAGAAUAUCGAUGUUUGAGUACGAUUUCGCGCCGAAAAAAGAAGAAGGCGAUGAUGUUUACGUGCGGAAGAAUCUCGGCGAGCUACUGCCGCCAACGCAUCUCGGUUCCCCUGAAAUUGAGGGACUCCUAAACAUGGCUGGACCGAUAGAUUACGAAAAAGAGACGCCCGCGUUAUUAGAAAUUCCAGAUGUGGAUGCCGUCACGUUUGUUGUGAGCGUUAUGGCUGUCAUAUUUGCUUCGCACAUUUUUUACAACUCUAGGAGAAAGAGAAAUAGAAGAAGAAAACUAAAGGUGAGUUAA
Molecule: messenger RNA, 2196 nt
Organism: Bathycoccus prasinos
Lineage: Eukaryota; Viridiplantae; Chlorophyta; Mamiellophyceae; Mamiellales; Bathycoccaceae
Product: lipase maturation factor 2
Exons: 1
Coding region: 1-2196 (731 amino acids)
Biological process (GO): protein maturation
Cellular component (GO): endoplasmic reticulum membrane
Source: RefSeq, a predicted model, not a curated record